Messenger RNA from Lycium barbarum (goji berry), 596 nucleotides. RefSeq lists its product as uncharacterized. Bases 111 to 413 code for a protein of 100 amino acids. NCBI's taxonomy places the organism in Eukaryota, Viridiplantae, Streptophyta, Magnoliopsida, Solanales, Solanaceae. The transcript has 2 exons. The record is from RefSeq and is a predicted model, not a curated record.
CCUAAGUUUAUUGCCCUUCAAAACUACAAAAAAAAUUGUUAUAAACCACUAGAGAUAUCAGAAAAAAAAAAAUUGUUGAUUUAAACAAAGCACAAAAUUAGGACAUAAUUAUGGCAGGAAAUGAGGAAUGGAGAAAGAUGGCAGAUACACACAAGAUGAGUCCAGAAGAAGUGACAAAAGCUGGAGUUGAGUCCUCUAGAAGACCACCAGGCCACAAUCCAGGUACUGUGCUACAUCAAAGAGGGCGUUUGCCUUAUAGCAUUACAACAAUGACUAUUGUCGGUUUAGCUAUCACAGGUGCUGUUUGGUACGGCACUAUGUAUGCAAUGAAGAAACCUGAAGCCAGUGCUGUUGACGUUGCCAAAGUUGCAACUGGAGUUAGUGACCCUGAAGAUACUCAUCCUCGCAAGUAGCUUAUAAAAGAAAAGAAAAAAAAAAGUUUAAUUAAAAACUCAUCUACUAGUGGUGCUUUGCCUUCAUGAAAUGUUAAUCACAUUUUGUGAUUUAAUUUUUCUACUUGUAAUUCUAGACCUGGUUCCGAUGGUUACAAGAAUAACUCGAUUUAACAUAAAUAAUACAUGGACUGCAUUUGUUUA